Trichoderma breve is the source of this 1749-nucleotide messenger RNA. RefSeq names its product hsp70 protein domain-containing protein. The record is from RefSeq and is a predicted model, not a curated record. The coding region runs from base 1 to 1749 and encodes 582 amino acids. The transcript has 8 exons. Gene Ontology annotation, molecular function: ATP-dependent protein folding chaperone; ATP binding. NCBI's taxonomy places the organism in Eukaryota, Fungi, Ascomycota, Sordariomycetes, Hypocreales, Hypocreaceae.
AUGAACUUCGUUGCAGAAAGAACCAAACUUAUCGUGGGAAUCGACUAUGGGACCACGUACUCGGGCCUCAGUUUUGCGCUUUCCAAUGCGACUGACUUCAAGGACAUAUUUCCAUGGACCAAGUACCCCGGUUCAUCAUCGCAUAGCGCCGAGCACUGCGUAAAGGCACCAACAAGAGUUGCUUUUAUGGAUGAAAAUCCGGAGCUAGAUAAGAACGCAUGGGGAUAUCAGGUGGAACCUGGCAUGAAAACGUACGCCUGGACAAAGCUUCUUCUCGAUAAAUCAUCUUUGGUGUCUGAAUAUGAUGACCCCGACCUCUAUCUACCGGGUGAAUACCUCAAAGGCAUGAAGGCUAUGUUUGAUGAUGCUGUCAAUGAACACCUCGGCUCCCAUAAGAUCGAAAACCUACCAAUUGAAUUUUGGCUUACCGUUCCAGCAUCCUGGAGUGAAAAGGCAAAGUUGCUCACAAAAUCUGCAGCAACAGAUGCAGGGUUCGCUACACGACACAUGGAUAAGAUAAUGCUUAUAUCUGAGCCAGAGGCAGCGGCACAGCUUGCAUUGAAGUCUAGCCUACAUCGACUAGAAAAUUUUGUUAAGCCCGAAACUGGAGUAAUGGUUUGUGACUGCGGGGGUGGCACUGUGGAUAUCACUACAUAUGAAGUGGAGGCCACGCGGCCAACCUUAAAGCUUAGAGAAACUGUUGUCGGCGUUGCGGGUAAAUGCGGUGGAACUUUCGUGGAUAGAAACCUAUUCAAACUAAUGGCAGAUCGCUUUGGUGAUGCUUUCACGUCACUCGGGCCCGAACAAAUCGGUCCUGGCAGUAGCUUUAUGGACCAGUUCGAGCUCAAAAAGAAAGAUUUCAGUAUGAAGACGCCAAGCAAACGGGCCCAUCGUCUGAUGCUUUACAUGCCGAAACUCAAAGUCACCCCUUCAAUGGAGAAGUACUACGAGAGACGCUCCUCAUCAGUUCUCUUGACUCAAGAAGAUUACAAGAUGCUCUUUGACCCAGUCAUCAGUAUGAUUAUUCGUCUCGUGGAAGAACAAGUCAACCAAAUCAAAUUGAAAAAAGAACGGCCUGUUGAAACCAUUGUCUUAGUGGGCGGCUUUGGUUCUUCACCAUACUUGAAAGAACAGCUGACGGAGUGGUCCCAAAAUAGAGGGAUAAGAGUCACAACCCCAAUCACUGGCGCGUGGUCUGCUGUAGUUUGCGGGGCGGUUUUGCGUGGAUUGGAAGGUUCCAUCGUGAGGCAAAAGAAGUGCCGAAGACAUUAUGGUCACAAUAUGAGUCACGUCUACCAGCCAUCCAUCCAUGCACAUUUUGAUACAAAAAAGAGGUGGGUCUGGAUGGAUCAUAUACGGAACGAGGAAUAUCUGACGGGAUUCAUGCACUGGGAAGUCGGCAAGGGCGAAUUCAUCGAUUACGAAACAGAAAUCAACGCAGAGUUUUGCUCAUACUUCCAAGACGAUAUUCCGAAAUCGAACGAGUAUAUCUUGUACUCGUGUAACUUGGAUGAUGCACCCGACACUAUAGAGAAUGAACGAAUCGAAAAGGUCGGCGAAGUGAUAGCUACGUUAGACGGCCUUAACAAACAUGAGCUGACGCACGUUAAAAAGCAUGGUACAACAUAUUAUUCGCUUCCACUGACUCUGAACAUCCGAUUGGAUGAUGAAGCUGGCCACUUGGCAUUCCGGAUCUUUUAUCGAGAUAGAGAAGUUGGAAAAGCGGCGAUUAACAUCGUUGAUGAGUAG